UAAUUGCUCGGUAUUAGUAACUGUACACUCAUUAUUUAUAAAUAUAAAAAAAGGGAUUGUCUUAACUAUGUUUGGUGGUUACAGAGCUGCAUGUGGAUUGGAAUAAUUUAAAGACUGUACUGAUGAUAAAUAAAGCUAGCUAACUGUGUGUGUUUCAGCUUCGUUUUAACUUCUUCUGGAGAGAUGUCAAGCUUAUUGAAGCAAUGAAAGCCAUUAAAUAAAUGACUGGGUGGAGCGCCAACAUGCAGAGUUUGGUGGUGCAGUCCCUUGUGAUGAGGCAACUCGGCAGAUUGAACCCGCGCCACCUGCUGGCAGCCAGAUAUGGACCCAGCCAGACUGAAUGGUGCCCCAGGGCCAUCCACACACGGCAGGUGUGGGGCUGCUCAGCUUUCCCUGCUCUUGGCUGUCACAGACCUUUCUGUGGCAGGGAUUCUGUCAGAGGUUGGUCUGUCCAUCAUUUGAGGUUGAAAAGCAACAGGAAGAAAAGUGCUGCCCGGGCUGCUCAGGAGGAUGAGGAGGAAGAUGAGGAUGAAAAAGACCCUGAGGACAGUGAUUAUGAGGAUGAGGUCACUGAGGACCCAAAUGUCCCUAAAGACUAUAGAGACUUGGAGAAAUAUGUGCAGACAUUUCGCUUCGAUGUCAUCAUGAAGGCUGGUCUAAAUCUGGCACGCAAUAAAAUUGAGGACGCCUACUAUCACAACAAGCUCAUGUUAAAUGGACAGAAGCUAGUUAAGAAAAGUAAAACGGUGAAAGUUGGAGACCAAUUGGACCUGGUGCUGUCGGAGAACCGAGAAACGAACACUGUCACUCUCAUGAGAGUCAUCCUCCUCAAGGUUUUAGUUGAAACUAGUAAGACAGAAAAGCAAAAAGUUUCCCUAAGGCGCUGGAUAAAUUUAGAGCUUCCCAAGGAUGAGGCCAUUAAGCCUUAAACUUGGAACUGGACAGUAUUGACUGUGAUACCAUUUGUAAGGGAAGGGGACAACAUCUGUCUGCAGAGUCUGAAUAAUAAUAGAUAACGACGUAUUUCCUAACAUUGUCAGUGGAUAUAGAUUGUAGACAUUUAAGGGGAAUUUGAAACAAGGACUACAUUUUUGUCUUUGUCUAAAGAUUUGUCUUUUUUUGUGACAAAAUAAUUCACUAGCUCAAGACAUUUUGAAAUUGCCAAACUAUGGGCAAGAGAGAUGGGCUAUACUGUCUGGAACAAAUCUAUUCAAGGCAAAUGCACCCAAUCACAGUGCAAUAAGUAAAACAUCUGUUUUUUCCACUGACAGGCUUAUACUGCCAUUUGUCUUUUAUUUUAAGAUUUGAUAGUUUAUUCUAACAGUUGAUAACACAGCUCACCUCAGAACUUACAGUGCAGCUGUCUCUACCUGUUAGUUUGUUCAGGUUAUGUUGUGCUGAAUACGAGCUAUCCUUAAAACAAAAAAAGUCACAACAAUACAAACAAACGUGGUGAAGGCUGUAUUGUGAAUGGCUAAAUUGCUGUUUGGUGGUUUUGAAGGGAGCUUCUGUAUUUCUGGAAUAAAGUGGUAUUGUACCUUUGCAUAAAGGUU
Messenger RNA from Labrus mixtus (cuckoo wrasse), 1553 nucleotides. It is a transcript of the gene mtres1, whose product is annotated as mitochondrial transcription rescue factor 1. The record is from RefSeq and is a predicted model, not a curated record. The coding region runs from base 222 to 929 and encodes 235 amino acids. The transcript has 4 exons. Lineage: Eukaryota; Metazoa; Chordata; Actinopteri; Labriformes; Labridae.